Molecule: messenger RNA, 3293 nt
Organism: Monopterus albus (swamp eel)
Lineage: Eukaryota; Metazoa; Chordata; Actinopteri; Synbranchiformes; Synbranchidae
Gene: selenoo1
Product: selenoprotein O1
Source: RefSeq, a predicted model, not a curated record
UUUCCUGUCGGACCAAUAAUAGUGUUACACCAAAUGUCUGGCAAACAUCCGUUGAAUCUUGCAGGGUUGUGAAAGCGUUAUUCGUGACGACUUUACAACCGUGUCGGUAGGUUAAAGCAGGAUGAUGGCCCUGUUUGGAUGGCUUGUUUAGGACGUCGCCUGGGACAAUCACGCAUCUUUCUUCCCGGUGUGUCCAUGCUCAGGCUGUUUGGCUCAUUCGGGGUGGACGACAUGGGUCCAGCUACGAGUCGUUCUCCGCUAGAGCGGCUCGAGUUUGACAACGUCGUUCUCAGGAAACUCCCCCUGGACCCGUCAGAGGAGCCGGGGGUGAGGCAGGUGAAGGCAGCGUGUUUCUCUCGGGUGAAGCCGCAGCCGCUGACCAGGCCUCGGUUCGUGGCGGUGUCGCCUGAAGCCCUGGCGCUGCUGGGGCUCAACGGAGAGGAGGUCUUGAACGAUCCGCUCGCACCAGAGUACCUCAGCGGCUCCAAAAUCAUGCCUGGAUCCGAGCCCGCCGCACACUGCUACUGUGGGCACCAGUUCGGCCAGUUCGCCGGGCAGCUGGGAGACGGGGCGGCCUGCUACCUGGGAGAAGUGAAGGUACCACCUGGCCAAGACCCCGAACUAUUACAGGAAAACCCGAGCAGCCGGUGGGAAAUCCAGGUGAAAGGAGCUGGACUGACCCCUUAUUCCAGACAAGCUGAUGGCCGUAAGGUUCUUCGCUCCAGUAUAAGAGAAUUCCUGUGCAGUGAGGCCAUGUUCUUCCUGGGUGUGCCUACCAGCAGAGCAGGCUCCGUGGUGACCUCUGACAGUAGGGUCUUACGGGAUGUGUACUAUAGCGGAAAACCUUGUUAUGAGAGAUGCUCUGUGGUCCUCCGCAUUGCCCCCACCUUCCUCAGAUUUGGAUCCUUUGAAAUUUUCAAGCAGGUUGACGAGUUCACAGGUCAUCAAGGUCCUAGCUACGGCCAUGAUGAGAUCCGAGGUCAGAUGUUGGAUUAUGUCAUUGAGAUGUUUUACCCAGAGAUCCAGCAUAAUUACCCAGACCGAGUGGAGAGGAACGUAGCGUUCUUCAGAGAGGUGAUGCUUCGCACAGCUCGACUCGUGGCACAGUGGCAGUGUGUAGGUUUCUGUCAUGGAGUCCUGAACACAGAUAACAUGAGCAUUCUGGGACUCACACUGGACUAUGGUCCAUAUGGAUUUAUGGACAGGUUUGAUCCAGAUUUCGUUUGCAAUGCCUCUGACAACUCUGGCCGCUAUUCCUACCAGGCUCAGCCAGCUAUCUGCAGGUGGAACCUGGUGAAGCUAGCAGAGGCUCUUGCUCCAGAGCUGCCACCAGACCGGGCUGAGUCAGUUAUUGGCGAGUACCUGGGCCUGUACAAUAGCUUCUACCUAGAGAACAUGAGGAAGAAACUGGGUUUAUUGAAGAAAAAAGAACCUCAGGAUGAAACCCUGAUCACUGAGCUGCUGCAGACCAUGCACAACACAGGUGCUGACUUCACAAACACCUUCCGCAGUCUGAGUCAGAUUUCCUGUCCCACAGAGGGAGAAAGUGUGUUAGAAGAGGAUUUUGUCAAACAUGCCACAGACCUCCUGUUGGAGCAGUGCGCCUCUUUAGAGGAGCUCAAAGCCACCAACAAACCCAGUAUGGAUCCACGUGAGCUGGCGAUGCUGCUGUCUAUCGCUCAGAGCAACCCGGCACUGUUCCAGAUGAUCUCAGAAAGGAUGAGAAUAGAGAGGCAGUUAGACAGACUCAGCAGGCUGAAAGGCCUGAUGGAGACCAGCCAGGAAGAGCUGAAAACCCAACAGGCAGAGGAGUGGAGCCACUGGAUCGCAUGCUACAGGAAGCGUCUGGCUCAUGAGCUGGAGGGCCAGAGCGAUGUGCAGUCAGUCCAGGAAGAGAGGGUGAUGGCGAUGGACUACACUAACAUCGCCCAGAAUGCAAUAGAGGCAGCUGAGAAUGGCGACUUCUCAGAGGUCCAGCGGGUCCUCAAGGUUCUAGAGAAACCUUUUUCUUCUCAGCCCGGACUGGAGCUUCCUGCGUGGGUGGGGGAAGGUGGCAGCACCGAACAGGCAGAGAGGGAUGAAGGAGAGGAGCAACAGCAAGAGAUGGCGUCCACAACCGGAGCCAGAAAUCCUGUUCCCUAUGACAGCAAGCCCCCUUCUUGGGCCCAGGAAAUCUGUGUCACAUGAUCUUCCUAAUGACUUCCCUGAGCGUUAUUUUGUCUGCUUAAAAUGAUAUGGGAGUUCACUGGUAGUAUAGUACAUAUUUUAUACCUCUUUAUGUCCCUACCCUCUCUUUCUGUAUUACUUUGGCAGGCAGUAUCAGGGAAGUUAGCAUGAGGCAAAGCACCACACAGGCAACCUGGCUGAUACAAAGCAGACAGGGAAUAAGGAGGGUCGUAAAAAUACAUAUGACCUUAGAGGAAUUCUGUUGACGAGGGGUUAGCUGGGCCACCAGUUCCGUCCAUGGAUGGAUCUUUUACAGAUGCCUUUCAAUACGAGGUGCAACAAGUGGAAGAAACGAGAUGAGAAUCUUAUACAAAAUUGUGCACAAGUAUAGUUAGAUUUUUUGAGAUAUUGUUAAUUUCCUGACUCUUCAACUUUUCAAAAAACCCUCAACUUGUUUCCUGUCUGUUCUGUUAGUGUUUGGGUAGCUACUAAUGACGACUCAGACACCAAGUCCAACUGUGACCUGUCUGACUCUGACAAACUGUGGGGUGUCAUCUCAGCAUAUAUCAAAUAAUAUAAUGUUUGUGUGAGAGAGAAAUGAUAUUCCAGGCAUGUGUAGGGGUGAAAGAAAGUGAUCUAAAUAAGCUACAGUAGAUAAACGCACAAUAUAUUGUCCUUUAAUAGAAAAGGUCUUUUGCCAAGGUCACACAUCACAGUUAGUAGAGUGAAGGAGAAAAUGAGAACUACAUAUUUAAGAGUUUUAGUUCAGUUGUGAUUAUGCAAAUCUUUUAUGGCAAGUUUAAAACAUUCACAAAUGUGAUGCUGUCAAGCAUGAUUAUGUGGGGAGUGGUAUACAUUUUCAUCAUGUUUAUGAACUUGAUUAAAUUGUAGUGCCUCCUCAUCUGGCCAGCAGUGCUGGUUAGAACUUGUUCCAUUUGAACCAGGAUCAGUCUGCUGCUUUGGCACUUUGGAUUUGUUGUUACAGUUAAACUUUUCAAGGUGUAGCGCAUUGUUAAAAAAUGACAAAUGAAAUUAUGUUUCAGUUUUAUUUUUCCACACUAAUUAUGAAAUACACUGUUGAGGUCUUAGUUGUAGCCAAUCUAUUUUAAUAAACAGAACUUUCAGUA